Molecule: messenger RNA, 1221 nt
Organism: Salvelinus fontinalis (brook trout)
Lineage: Eukaryota; Metazoa; Chordata; Actinopteri; Salmoniformes; Salmonidae
Product: ribosome biogenesis protein wdr12
Biological process (GO): ribosome biogenesis; maturation of LSU-rRNA from tricistronic rRNA transcript (SSU-rRNA, 5.8S rRNA, LSU-rRNA); maturation of 5.8S rRNA from tricistronic rRNA transcript (SSU-rRNA, 5.8S rRNA, LSU-rRNA)
Cellular component (GO): PeBoW complex; preribosome, large subunit precursor
Molecular function (GO): protein binding
Source: RefSeq, a predicted model, not a curated record
GAAGAUGUGGUGGAGAUAGAGUAUGUGGAGAGGUUCACCGCUCCCCAACCAGAGGAGUGUAUGAUGCAUGAUGACUGGAUCAGCUCAGUGGAGGCAGACUCUGAAUGGAUCCUGACGGGUUCCUACGAUAAGACGGCCAGGAUCUGGUCUCUGGAGGGCAAGGCUGUGAUGACGGUGGCCGGACACACGGACGUGGUGAAGGACGUGGCCUGGGUCAAGAGAGAUGGCCUGACCUCCCUGCUGCUCACGGCCUCUCUGGACCAAACCAUUCUGCUGUGGGAGUGGAACUCUGAGAGGAACAAGCUGAAAGCUAGACACUGUUGCCGUGGACACGCUGGGAGUGUUGACACUAUCGCCACGGAUCCCACACGCACUAAGUUCUGCAGUGGUUCCUGGGACAAGAUGCUGAAGAUCUGGUCUGCAGUGGCCACAGAGGAGGAAGAGGAGGAGGUAGAGGAGCCUCCCAGCAGACCCAGAAAGAAGCAGAAGACUGAACAGCUGGGACUGACCAGGACACCCCUCAUGACUUUGUCUGGUCACAACGAGGCAGUGUCGUCUGUCCUCUGGUUGGACAGCGAGGAGAUCUGCAGUGCAUCCUGGGACCACAGCAUCCGCCUCUGGGACGCCGAGACCGGAAGCAUGAAGACCACACUGACGGGCAGUAAGGUGUUUAACCACAUCUCCUACUCUCCACUGUCUCGUCGCCUGGCCUCUGGCAGCACUGACAGACACAUCCGGCUGUGGGACCCUCGCUCCAAAGACGGGUCGUUGGUGUUGCUGUCUCUUACCUCUCACAGCGGCUGGGUCACAGCGGUGAAGUGGGCUCCUUCCCAUGAGCACCAGCUGGUGUCUGGUUCCCUCGACAACCUGGUCAAACUCUGGGACACCAGGAGCUGCAAGGCCCCUUUGUAUGAUGUGUCUGCCCACGAGGACAAGGUGCUCUGUGUGGACUGGACUGACAGCAGGUUGAUUUUGAGUGGAGGAGCUGACAACAAACUGUACACAUACAGAUACACAGCCUGCGAGACAGACGCUGGAGCGUAGACUAGACAGACCGGAGACAGACGCUGGAGCGUAGACUAGACAGAUAUAGCACCUGUGUUUUUAUUGGAUGUUAUUGAAAUGCGGUAUCCAGUCUGUGAUUAUUCUGAAUGAUAAUUUGUUUGGUUACUCUUUAUUUCUCUGAUGUAUUGCCUGUUGAUUAAAGCCUUUCCUGAUGUA